AUGGAUCAACAUCCGCUGUUACUAACAAAUGAAAGCAUUCAUGAUAGUGGCAUAAUUGAGGAUGUUCAUCAGGAAUCAGAGGACACUGGCAAUGAGGAGUAUGGUGAUGAGAGUAAUUUGGAGUCCAAUCUGCGACGUAGAAAAGGAAAAAUAAUUUCAUGCGUAGAAAAUGCAUCCAGACUGAUUCGACGGCGAGUGCCUUGCGCGGGACAUUUGAUGACACCACGGCGGCUAUGGUUGAACAAGAUACCCACUCAGUGUGAUGUAGUUAUCGAGUUUCCAGAGGAUGCCCCGGACGAUGCACUUCGAUGGCUGCUUAAUAAGAUUAAGGCAACCCCACCAGAAGGCUUAGGUUUAUCGGCGCUGGUGAGAGCACACGACAGUACAAAACGAACCGCUUUCUAUGUCACCGCUCCAAUGAAUGUGUUGUUUAAAGCAGCAGAGGAAGCACGUCUGCCGAAAAGGCUUCGCAUGGAUCUCGGUGGGGCUUUAAAGGAAUUUACCAAACGAGAAAGUCAUUGUUUUGCUCAGACCAAAGAUAGCGAAGGCUCGAAUACGUUGUUUACGUCUCAGGAGCGACAAUGGCUGGUGUUGCAGGUGCUUCAAGGACUAAGAGCUGGAUUGUCGGAUUUGAAAAUUCUAAAGGGACGAGCGCAUGUUGAAGAGGGUCAAAGUAUAGUGGCUGCCUGGCAGGAACUGGGUCUGAUAACACAAGUGUUUCCCUUACACGAAACAAGCGCCUUACAACAAUUGCAGUCGAGUUGGGUACGAAAGUUUUUCGCACCACAACCCUUAGAUGAUAUCGCAGCCUAUUUUGGAGUAAAGGUGGCUCUAUAUUUUGCGUGGCUAGGACAUUAUACAUGUGCCCUGUGCGUUCCGGCCGUUCUUGGAUCCAUAUUGUACGCUGGUCUUUGGGGACGAGGGCAGACAGCACAAGAUAUAGGGCAUGUAAUUUUUUCUUUGUUCAACGUGGCCUGGGCAUCGUUGUAUCUGGAAGCCUGGAGGCGGUAUUCCGUCGAAUUGGCUUUUCGUUGGGGAACACUUUCCACACCGCCAGAGUUACUAGAACCACCAAGGCCGUUAUAUAAGGGACAUUUGGAAGAAAGUCCUGUUACCGGUCGGCUGGAGCCUCGUGAAACUCCCGCAUGGCAGCGUCGAGCGUUUCGCUAUCUAGUUAGUUUUCCAAUAAUUGGAUUAUGUUUAGUGCUAGUGUUUGUCGUGAUGUUUCUGAUGUUACAACUUCAGGAUUGGCUCGAUCAGCACUUACCAAAUUCCAACGGUGGCCCCUGGGAUUGCAUGUGCAUGGCAUCGAAGGAUUGGUGGGAUGAGAAACUCCCGGAGCAGGGUAUUUUUAGCUGCCUGAGUGUGAUACCGAAAGUCCUGCUAGCCGGCGCCAUAACACUGAUGGAUGAAGCAUACUAUAAAUUGGCCGUCUGGCUGAACGAUAAAGAAAAUUAUCGACUUCAGUCUAAAUACGAAAACCAUCUAAUUGGUAAGGUGGCAUUGUUCCAGUUUGUCAACAGCUUUCUGUCGCUUUUCUACAUAGCCUUUUAUCUGCGCGAUCAGGAUAAGCUGAAGGAGCAAUUGGCAGGUUUGCUUAUAUCACGUCAAAUAAUCGGCAAUCUGCGGGAAUCGGCCUGGCCCUACCUGGUGGAACAAUGGAAACUAGCCAAGCUAAGCUUCAAAAUGUGGGGUGCACUAAGCCCUACACAGGAGGUUCCACCAGCGACAGAUGCAAGCAAACUAGUGGGUGACAGCAAGAGUUCCUCAGAUUGCACAACAUCGACACCGAAACGAUCCAUUGGCCAGGCGGAAAUCGAAAGCUCCUUGUACAAAUACGACGGAACCUUCUCUGACCAUUUGGAGAUGCUUGUUCAAAUGGGAUAUGUCGUUUUGUUUUCCGCUGCCUUUCCCUUGGCCGGAUUAUGUGCCUUGGCUAAUAAUUUGCUGGAAAUUCGGUCGGAUGCUUUCAAAUUAGCACAUGUACAUCAGAGACCUUUCGGGCAACGAGUUGCCAAUAUUGGUACAUGGCAGAAUGCUCUGGGCAUGCUGGGACUAGCAGCUGUGAUAGUAAACUGUGCUCUAAUAGGUUUAUCCGGUCAAGUUUCGAGGCUUUGGCCUGGGCUUACUUCCACGCAGACCGUCAUAUUGAUAGUUGCAUUGGAGCAUGUGAUGUUGGCCCUACGUUCGGCCUUGACCUGGCUUCUGCCGGAGCUUCCAUCCUGGCUCGCAGCGGAAAUAGCACGUGCGGAACACUGUCGGCGGGAAAUGCAGUGUAAAGGUCCAUCCCCUCGACAAACUCCACCAUCGCCACCGUCAUCAACUUCUCUAUCUCAUCAUGACCCUGAUUUCAACAGCAGUCAAGAUAUAUAUGAUAGAACCGAGCAAUUAGUUGGCAGAUUUCACAUCUCCUCUAGUCAUGAUAAUCAAGCGAAUGAUUUGGAACGACUUGCCAUGAGUGAUGUAGCGGCCAAGUUGGACAACUUAAAUAGUCAGCAACAUCAGCAGCAACAGCAACAGCAGCAGCAACCCCAACCGCAUGUGCAGUCGCAAACCCAAGCGCCGCUGCAUCACGGCAUUCUCCAACACAAAAAAGAAUCGCGCAGCAGUAAUGACAAUAUCGAUAUGUUUACCACCGAAACCCGAGAGGUUACUCCAGACUCACCGAUUUCACAGACCAGCACAGUAUUCUUACGACCUCUUCAAGACUCUCCUCUUAGUGGUCAAUCGGCACAAACUGUUGCAUUAGAAUCUACACAGCCAAACUCAGGUGCAUGUCGAAAGAAGCCAGAAAUAAAACUCGCUGAAAUUCCGCCAUUCCGUGGACAGUCGAUGAAGCACAGUUAUAGUAUUUACGAUAAGCGAAGCAUCAAUCUUGGUGAAACCAUCAGCCCUCGGGUAUCUUCGCCGCCAAUCCAGAUCCCGGAGAUUCCACCCUUCCGCAAGCAAGCGCACUCUACUAUACACUCACCAGUGACUCAGAGUCCACAGAACAUUUCCUCCGCUAAUCCGUCGCCGCCCAGAAUAGCAGAGAUUCCACCAUUCCGGCCGCGUAAUAAGUCGAAGGACUGGAUGCCCAACAUCGAGCACACCGAACAUCAUCUAACGAUUGGGCCUAGCGGCGGGGCGGAGUGGGCCAAACGUUUGAAGGCAGCAGAUCCUUCCAUUAUACACAGAAGCACCGAUUGUAUCGUGGCAAAGCAACAAGAACUAGCCACGGGAUCGGAUUCGGAACUGCUAAAGGCGGCUCCAUCGUGGAGCAACAUGACAUCGAAAGCUCCGGAACAGGCCGGAACAAGUACAAGUGCUCCAUCCGUAAAAACUCAAACCGAGGAGGAAGCUAAAGCUGCUGCCGAGCUAGCUGCAAAGAAAUCGCGACUUAAGCAAAGCUUAGUGAAGCGAGCCCGAUCUGUGGCGAUCUUUUCUCUAAAAUUAAAAGAACAACGAGCGAAGCGUGCCGAAAAGGCAGCUCAGGAAGCAAGAGAAUCCUUACCAGCGCCACCGCCUGGUGGUGAGUUGUCAUUGAUACCGAUUGAACAGUUGAUCCAGGUUGAUGAUGUUUUGAAUCAGCGAAACCAGAGUUUGCAGCACUCGCACGGGGGCAGCAGCAACAAUAAUAAUAACGGCUCAGGGCAUUCGUAA
Molecule: messenger RNA, 3642 nt
Organism: Sabethes cyaneus
Lineage: Eukaryota; Metazoa; Arthropoda; Insecta; Diptera; Culicidae
Gene: wwk
Product: anoctamin-8
Exons: 21
Coding region: 1-3642 (1213 amino acids)
Biological process (GO): chloride transmembrane transport
Cellular component (GO): plasma membrane
Molecular function (GO): chloride channel activity
Source: RefSeq, a predicted model, not a curated record